Messenger RNA from Funneliformis geosporum, 248 nucleotides. Lineage: Eukaryota; Fungi; Glomeromycota; Glomeromycetes; Glomerales; Glomeraceae. The record is from the annotation of a GenBank genome assembly.
CUGAGUUGGAGAAGGAUAACUAUCAUCUUCGAGAUGCAUUACAGACAGAAGUAGAAAAUAAUCGCCUAAAUGAAAAAUGGUUCAAUCAAUUAGAGCGUGAAUAUAGCCAGUGUGAGCAGGAAAUCCAAGGUCUCAAUAUAGACAUAGAGCGUCUUGAGAAUGCUUCAGAAGAAGAGAUAGCAGAGCUAAGAUCUGAAAUCUCCAGUUUAAAAAGUCAGCUAUAUCAAGCUAAGAAAGAUGUAAUCUGA